Molecule: messenger RNA, 853 nt
Organism: Cyprinodon tularosa
Lineage: Eukaryota; Metazoa; Chordata; Actinopteri; Cyprinodontiformes; Cyprinodontidae
Product: claudin-4
Exons: 1
Coding region: 27-695 (222 amino acids)
Biological process (GO): bicellular tight junction assembly; cell adhesion
Cellular component (GO): bicellular tight junction; plasma membrane
Molecular function (GO): structural molecule activity
Source: RefSeq, a predicted model, not a curated record
UUUUAUCUUCGUCUCCAGCUCCUACAAUGUACUCCGCCGGCUUGGAGAUUCUUGGGAUGAUCCUGACUGUGGCUGGCUGGCUGGGGGUGAUGGUGGCCUGCGGGCUGCCCAUGUGGAGGGUGGCAGCUUUUAUCGGACAGAAUAUUGUCAUCUCCCAGGUGAUCUGGGAGGGAUUAUGGAUGAACUGUUCGGUGCAGAGCACGGGCCAGAUGCACUGCAGGGUGCAUGAAUCCAUGCUGGGGCUUCCAGGGGACCUGCAGGCGGCUCGAGCCUUGGUCAUCAUCUCCAUGGUUCUGUCCAUUGUGGGAAUCGGCCUGUCAGUGGCUGGUGCCAAGUGCACCAACUGUAGCCGGGAUGUGGGCAGCAAACCCCGCCUUGUGGUGGCUGCUGGAGGGACUUUCAUCGUUGCCGGACUACUGAUGCUGGUGGCCGUUUCAUGGACGGCCCACGCCAUUGUGGUGGGCUUUUACAACCCGCUGUUGGAGGAGACAGGGAAGAGGGAAUUUGGGAAUGCUCUAUACUUUGGUUGGGCCGCCUCCGUUUUGCUAAUUCUAGGGGGGGCCCUGCUUUGUUGCUCUUGCCCUUCUAAAUUAGCUACAUCUCCAGGUGGCGACGACUCUGCACCUUCCAGGGUGGAUUACUCAGCAGUCAAAAACAUUUCCAUCAAUGGGUACUCCAGGAGAGACUACGUUUGAAUAUCUAUCAGGACUGAAAAUGUUGGAAUUUUGUAGAUAACAGCGAGACAAACCAUGUGGUAGAAAAAUAUUCUCCUUUUCGUAUUCUGACUGUUUGCAUGAUUUUCUAUAAAAAUGAAAGAAAAAAAAACAUCGUAAAGCAUCUGUGUAUUAUAUUA